GUUUCGGUUUCCAAUCGUCAGAAACGAUACCGAACUUUGCCUUUUCCUUUUUGACACAGCAUCCGGUCUUCGGCUGCAGGUCACCUGAGCGGUUGACGGAGAAUAAUGGAGUCAGAGAUAUUUAGGUUUAUUUGCGCCAACCAAGGAGCCGUAAACGUCGUCGAUCUUGUGUUUAACCUCGACGUCGCUAACGUGUCGGAGACGCUCAAUAACCGGCAGAGGUUUGUUCAUUCCUGUAUUAAGGGACAGCCGAGGGUGUUGGCUCGGACCGGACUGACGCUGUGCAGACGCAAAGACUGCCCGGGGACGUGCGGGUCGCUCCACUUGUGCAAAAACUUCCUCUUCAGCGGAACCUGCCACUACAACCGCUCCAGGAGAACGUGCGUCUUCUCGCAUGAUUUGAACACAGACGUCAAUCAGGUGGUACUUCAGGAGCAUGAGCUGGAGACUCUGAGCCGGGCGGAGCUGUGCACCCUGCUGCUGCAGAGCGACAACACCCUCCUGCCUCCUAUAUGUUUUGACUACAACAAUGGCCUUGGGGAGUUUGGCCGGUGUCAAGAGGGGAAUGCUUGCAAGAGGAUGCAUAUCUGCGAAGAGUUCCUGAAAGGAGACUGCAGCUGCUUCAGGAGUCACGACUUUAAUGAUCCACAACCGUUAAAAUGCCUGAAAGAAAAAGGUGUGCCCGAGGAUCUGUAUCACUCCUUGAAGGUCAUUUAUACAAAUAAAGUGGCUUUAAGGCGCAAUGACAGGAGCAACCGGGGCAACAGGGGCAGAGGACAACCACAUUCACUCAGCACUGGUGCUGCUGCUGCCAACAACUGUGAGGCAACUGGUGACAGCGGUUGGAAUUCUCAGCCAAUGCAGGUGAACAGAGGUAGAGGGAGAGGUGGUCACAGAGGCAAUCGAGGGAAAAGAGGCAACUGGGGGAAUCGAGGAAACCAGCGCAACCUAACUCCAGGCCAACGAGCUAUUUCCUCUAGCGACAUCCUCGCCGACAUUGACUCCCUAAAUCUGUACACUGUUGACGGACGGGACGAAGGAAGCGUUAAACUGAGCUCCUCCACCAGCGAUGUCUCUAUGGACACGGACGCGAGCAGCGAGGACGGGCGGAGCAGGAGUCAAAAGUCUGCGUCUGCCAGGGGGAGAGGUGGAGGUCGAAAGGCUGCUGUCGGCGAGAAAGAGGCCAACGGCAGCAACGACCAGGACAGAAGACAAAGGCCGAGGCCAGUCAGAGAUAAAACAGAGAUAUGCAUGUACUUCAUCAAAGGACACUGUAAACAUGAGGAAAAGUGUUUUAAAGCCCAUGACAAGAUGCCGUACAGAUGGGAGGUCAGGGAGGAUGAUCAGUGGAAGGCCUUGCCCAAUAACGAGGCUACCGAGAAGGACUACUGCGACCCCAAAAACGCCUACAGUAGCAGCAGCCCAGCCGUGUACUUCGACACGAUGACCCGCGGGACGAGCCAGGUGCGACGGCUCUCCACCACAAACUCCUUGGUUGAGCCGACCUUCAUCCACACCACCGUGUGGCUGUGGUACUGGGAGGACGAGCUUGGCAGUUGGAACCUGUACGCCUCAGCUGGAGCUGGACACAGAUCCGCAGACAUCGACAGCGCCUACCUGGAGCAGAAGUAUCUAGACAAUCGCAAAGACGUGGUGGAGUUCACCGCCGGCUCGCAGUCAUAUACACUCAGCUUCCAGGACAUGAUACAAACAAACAAGCAGUACGGCACUAAAAGGCUUGUGAAAAGACGGCCAAAGUUCGUCUCAGCCACAGAUGUCCAAGAACAGAAAAGAGUGAGAAGGCCUCUGGUACCAACUCUUGCCCCUAUUCCCGACCAUUGGGACAAGACACAGAUCCCUGCAACAGGAUUCAAGCGUAUCUCCCUUCAGCGCACAUCAGAUGAAUUUAAGGAGAUUGAGGCUCUUUUCUUCAAAACCAUGAUUGACUUUGAUGUGGUCAAAAUCGAGAGGAUUCAGAACAAGAGUCUUUGGGAAAUCUUUCAGUGGCAGAAGAAUCAGAUGAAGAUCAACAACAACGGCCGCGUUGUGACAGAGAAAAAGCUUUUUCAUGGCACUAACUCGAAAAACGUGGACGCCAUCUGCUCCACCAAUUUUGACUGGAGAAUCUGUGGCACGCAUGGAACCGCUUUUGGCAAAGGGAGUUACUUUGCCCGGGACGCUAAAUACUCGCACAGCUACACUGAUGACUCUGACGUCAAAUCCAUGUUUGUCUCUCGGGUGCUGGUGGGAGAUUUCACAAAAGGGUCCUCCGAGCUCUGCCGAGCUCCUUCCAAGGAUGGCGGGGACGUGAACUUCUUUCACAGCUGCGUGGACAACGUUCAGAAUCCUUCCAUCUACGUCGUGUUCGAGAAACCCCAGAUCUACCCCGAGUACCUGCUGCAGUACAAGAAUGCGCACCCGCUCGUCAGUUUAUAUGGUGGCGCGUCAGUAGCGGCAAGACCGGCCCCCAAGCCCAGAGUCCAUGUAUCUGUCCCUCAGCCCAGCACAGUGUCCCAUAAACCCAGCUCGCUUUCUUAUCAGCCCAGCGCCAGUGCAUCGGUCACAUCCUCCUACCAGCCCCGUUCAAGCGCAUCCAGCACGUCCUCCUACCAGCCGAGAGCCAGUGCGUCCAGCGCGUCCUCGUACAACACGGUCCCGUACUCGUACCCGUCGGGCACAAGCUCGUAUAGGUCCAGCACCGCCUCAAGCACCGCCUCGAACAACCUGGGCACCUUUGACACAUGGUCUUUCCCACUUAGCACAGACUCGUACCAGGCUCCUACCAGGUCUUCGCCAUCUCCACCAACCCCAAAGCCAAAGAAAUCAUCUGAUUCCUGCGUCAUUGCUUAGGCCUCAAAUUGAUUGAAAUAAUUAGAAUACUUUGAGGAAUUUGGUGAUUUAUGCAAUAAUUAAGCGUGAAAGGGGGUUAGGUACACUACUUGUUUGAAACACUAGUAUUAUUAAGCACUCAGAUAUAAAAGAUGAUUUGGCAAUUGUCAAUCAAAGGUUAGGGGUCGAUGGUGGUGAUGGAUACUGUAUGUGUCAUUUUUGUUUUCUGUAUUUGUUAAUCUGACAUCUCGUCACAUCCAUCUGCUGCUGUUGCUGUGAAGUCACUAACGCUGAUUGUUAAGUCUCUACUUGUGUUCAUGUACUUAGUUUACUAAAAAAUUAAUCAUCAGCGGGGAGACGUACUGAAAUGUAGUUUCUGUAAAAGGCAAAAAAAGUUGAGUGAGUUGAGGUUUACAUAAUCAACAUGAAAAAAAUAUUUAUUGACCCACAUCAGCGUAGUUUUUUUUUCUUCUUUGAAUUGGAUCAGAAUCGGUGUCACUGUUUAAUUGUCCAGUUUUGCUCAGGUACACAUAAAUCAUGGAGCUCCUUCCUGCCGUAUUCCACCUGGAUUACUGAGAGUCUCCUCCGACACUUUGUGCCGUAUGUGCCCUCCAGACCCCCCUUUCCACAGUCUCCGUCUCAUUCAGUAAAUGAAAGGAAAGCGCCACCAGCGGUCGGGCAGGGCCUCUUAGUGAAACGAGGCGGGGAAAGAAAAACGAUCCCAUGACAUUAGCUCUGCCAAUUGAUUCGAAACCUCUGGGUCUUAUUUCUCUGUCGCUUGACUAAACGACUGCUUUUGAUCUGAGCGUUUCCUGAUUUGCCCUAAUACAAUAUAAACAAGGCAGACGGAAAUUAUUCUGAGAGCACUUGACUUUUCUGGUUCGACCACAUCACAAACUUUGAUUCCAAUUUCAGGACAAAUAAAGGAUUUCUAUUCUAA
Molecule: messenger RNA, 3769 nt
Organism: Betta splendens (Siamese fighting fish)
Lineage: Eukaryota; Metazoa; Chordata; Actinopteri; Anabantiformes; Osphronemidae
Exons: 12
Coding region: 106-2850 (914 amino acids)
Molecular function (GO): metal ion binding; NAD+ poly-ADP-ribosyltransferase activity
Source: RefSeq, a predicted model, not a curated record